UCAAAACCAAUGUGUCUUUUGGUGCUGCGCUGACUGUACGAAGGCUUACGGCAGUUUCCCUCACACAAAAAAAUAUUUUAAAAUAUUUUCUUUGUCUUAAGUUUAAUGAAACGUUUGCCUGCUAAAUCAAUUUAGAAUAAGAGUGAAUUUACAGUCAUGGUUUAUUGGAUUGUUGCGACGUUGGCCCUUUAUGCUCUCCAAACUUCAGCAUAUGUGCCACACAAUGCUCCUGUUGUCUGUCUCUCUCAGACUCCAGACUCAACCUGAGGACGUUUGCAGGGAUCUUCCUGUCGGUGACUGAUGAGCCCAUCGACUACAUAGGGCUGGAUGUACAGGAGGGCAGUGGCUCAGGGAUGGGCCAGGAGCCAGUGAAGAAGCAGGAGCAUGGCCAUCACGGCCCUCYUCGCUCCACCAAGAUCGUCAUCUCUGAGGAGGCCCGCAGCUUCCUCCAGGGUCGCCUAGCAACGGCCUUCGUCCCCACAGUCUACACCCUGGUCCUCAUUAUCAGCGUCCCCCUCAACCUGAUUGCCGUGGUGAUGUUUGUGCGUCGUAUCCGUCCGAGGAAGCCGGCAGUGAUCUACAUGCUGAACCUGGCCAGUGCCGACCUCCUCUUCGCCCUGCUGCUCCCCUUCAGGAUCUCAUACCAUUUCCACGGCAACAACUGGGUUUAUGGUCCCUUCAUGUGUCGCCUGGUGACAGCAGCCUUCUACUGCAACAUGUAUUGCUCUGUCCUGCUCAUGAUGUGCAUCAGCAUCGACCGCUUCCUGGCGGUGGUCUACCCCAUGGACUCCCUGACGUGGCGUAGUCCACAGACAGCCGCCYUGGUCUGUGGCGCCAUGUGGCUGUUGGCCUUGGGAGGAGUGACCCCCCUCCUUCUCUCCAGACAGACCAUCCACCUCCCGGAUGUGGGCAUCACCACCUGCCACGACGUGCAGGAUGUAGACAAGCUCCGUGCUUACUACCUCUACUUCUUCCCCAUUUACUCCUCCAUCUUCUUCUUCAUCCCUCUGGUGUUCACUGCUGUGUGCUACGUCCGUAUUGUGCAGGCCCUGGCCGCGGCCAACGUGGAGAACCGCUCCAGGAAGUCUCGUGCGGUGGUGAUGGCGGUGACAGUGCUGGUGGUGUUUGUGGCCUGCUUCACCCCCACCAACGUCAUCCUCCUGGUGCACUACCUCAAGCUGGCCCACGGACGCAGCGACAGCUCCUACCAGGCCUACCUGCUCUCCAUGUGUGUGGGCAGCAUUAGUUGCUGCCUGGACCCCCUCAUCUACUACUUUGGUUCGUCCCAGUGCCAGAGACAGGUGGCAGCUCUGCUGGGCUGCAGACAGGCUGGGCCAGGAGCAGAGCUAAGCUCUCAGACAGGCAGUACCAGGACCAGCAGGCUGGAGAGCAUUCAGAGCACCGUGGGCAGUCAUUACAGGAAGCUCAUGGCCUGACGCCUUGGGACUGCGAAUUCGAACAGACUCUAGGGCUGCAUCUCGAUAGUCUAGAGCAGGGUUUCUUAAACUAUGUGUCGUAACCCAAAGUGGGCCCUGGGCAUGUGAGAGGUAGGUCGCUAGUUAUGAUCUGCAUCUAUAAUCACUCGGGCUGUCAAACUAAAACAUUUCAUCGAGUUCAUCGCAGAAUUUGGUGUGAUUAAUUGCGAUAAAUCGCAAAUUCUGAAUMAUCUAAAAUUGAGCUGUAAUUUACCAUUGCUUCUAAUACAAAAACCAUUACAAGAAUAUUGACAACGUGAUUUUGUCCAAAGUAACGGUAAGCAAAAUCCAUUAAAUUGAUAAAGCACA
Molecule: messenger RNA, 1784 nt
Organism: Salvelinus sp. IW2-2015
Lineage: Eukaryota; Metazoa; Chordata; Actinopteri; Salmoniformes; Salmonidae
Source: RefSeq, a predicted model, not a curated record